Nymphaea colorata (pocket water lily) is the source of this 1370-nucleotide messenger RNA. RefSeq lists its product as uncharacterized. Lineage: Eukaryota; Viridiplantae; Streptophyta; Magnoliopsida; Nymphaeales; Nymphaeaceae. The transcript is spliced from 4 exons. The record is from RefSeq and is a predicted model, not a curated record. Bases 692 to 1072 code for a protein of 126 amino acids.
UCUCUUGCUCUCUCAUCCAUAUGGCAGUGUUGCGUUCUUUGUAGAUAUUUUGUUAUAUUAUUCAUAAUCUCAUGGGAGAAUUGAGGGAUCUUGAGUCAGAUUCCUUUCUUGGUAUUUCUGGAUGUAUUUUAUGGGAGAUAUACCAGCACAGCGUCAAUGCCUAUCCUCGAUUCUCUUUUACUUGGUUCAUCUUGCUCGUGGGUCGACUACAAUAAAAGAUAGCUUCUGCCACGAUCAUUCCCAUGGAAAGGUCUGUGGUGGAUAAAAUGGUAAAAGUUGUUCCUCUUCUAGCUGAAUACUUGUGUAAGAUAAUAAGAGGAGGCAAAUAUUUUCAAAGGAGAGAGAGAGGGAUCGGCGUCUGUGAUGCAGUGAAUGUGCCUCGCCUUUCUGUUGCUUCCCUCCUUCUGCAGCAUUCCAACAUGACGAGGUUCUUGAAUAUGAGAAGGAGUACAAGAGAGCCAGGAUUGUUUUCCUCCACCUGAUUCCCUCAUCUAUCGAUGAAGCAGAGAGCAAACAGAGGCACCUCCCCUGCCCACUCUAACGCGAUCUUAUCCUAGACCACUAGAUCGGAAGGAAUGUCGCUUUCUCACUUGUAAAGUUCUUCUCAUCCAGCCUUAAGAAUGCCGGUGGAUUUAUUGGGGAAAACAUUAAGGAAUGGUUAAAGAGAGAGAGUUCCUCCACUUGACGAUUUAUGUUGGAUAUGGAGAAGCAGAAAAAGGGUCAAUGUUGCCGAUGGAGAGGAGUGGUGCUUCGUACUUUGCAAGGAACAUUGGCACUUUCAAGUUUCAAGAGAUAUGACAUUAGAAAUUUGCCAAGCAUCAGGGCAGCAGCUUUGGUAAUGAAGGCAGUAUGGUUCUAUAUCCAUGAAUCAUUUCCAAGCUCGUGCAACAAUCCUUUGGUCGUUAAAGCUAUAGGUUGGUUCUUAGUCCCUGAAUCGGGCUCAAUUCAGCUCCAUAAUUACUCUAAGAUUACUGUUUUCACCAAAUUUUUAUGUGAAACAAUCUCAGCUCCAUUUGAACCAGAGGAUGAUUUGCCUUUGUUGGUGAUCAGUUUCCUUUUCGUCUAUGUUUGAUCUACUUUCAAGUAAGCAAAUUUUUAUUCUUUUGUGGAGGUUUGUGUGAUGAUUCCUUCUCUAUCCAUCUUUUGCAGCCUUAAAGCCUUAACUUGAAUACAAUGGCUUGCCACAUGCUAAAAAUUUUUUAUCAUCUCAGGGGCGAGUCUAUAAGGUGAAAAUUUAUUUUCUCCAGGAGUUUCAGGUAUCAUUCAUGAAAAGGUCGAACUCAUUGUGAACAAGUUUGUACAUGCCAAAGUGUAAGUAUGAAAGAAUAUAGAAAUUUGAUGUUACAGACGUAGUGUAGCUUCUGUGCAUU